GAAAUGUUGAUGUUCACAGAGAAGUAGUGGAUUACGUACUAAUCGUGAUUAAAACAGAAGUAUCCUGGGCUCCACAACCACAAGCAAAGAUUAGGUACUAGAUUAUGCAGAAGUACUACACUUUACUUCAAUUAGCCAUCAAAUCUUCAAAAACUGAAAGAAAAUGUUCACCGCUUUCGCCAAUGCGGUGAUCUUUCCGGCACCACGACGAAGCUACGAGCGUUCCUCAUUCGUGGGCACGCUAUACUACAUCCCAUGGGACGAGCACGGGUUAGGUUUGCCCACAGACCAGGAACCGACAGUAUGACUGGCUUGAAGUAGUAAAGGAGGCUACGAUUAUGAUGAUCGUCCGGGGAUACACACAGAAUGUGCAUGACCAUCUUCGCUCUUCCUGUAUUAGAUGAAUAAAGAUUUUGAUGAACCUCCCUGAUCUUUCGCUUUUGUCAGCUCCAUUUUCCACCAAGCCUCCAUUUCAAAUGUGACCGAAAGAGACGCGGCGGACGUCCUCCAGUACCAGUAGCAGUCUUUUCUGUGCUCCUUGUGAACCAGAGAUAGACAGGCAUGAGCGAAGAUUUGACCGAGCCCAGGACCAGACAGAAAGUCUUAGUUGUAGCGGGACUACCUAUGGCCCAUCUGCGGAGGAGAGAAGACGUGCAGGGCCAGGCGUUCCGGUGCUGUUUUUUCCGUCGACAUCGAAUUCAGCGACGGUGUUGGUGUAUCUUAUGUUGAAGGGAGACGAGACUGAUUUUCUUGUUCGCGUGAAAGUUGUGUAUUCAAUACUAAAAUAGAGAAAUUCAUUAUGCGAGCUGCACAUUUCUGUUCCUUUCUUCAAACUUUGUCCUACGUACUAGGUAGUGACGUAAAGUAGAGCCUAUUUUAAAUUAAUUGAGAGCUUUUAAUAUUUUGAUUCUAAUCUUUUCCACGGUAACGCUGAAGAUAUCGGUCAUGGCCAUGCAUUCAGUAAACACAUGGCAGAGCAGUUUAGGAUAAACGUCCUCUCCGUGGAGUAUCCGGGAUAUGGGUUGCUGGAUGAAUGUUCAAAUUAUGGAGGAUGGGGUUUAUCAUUUCACUCAAUGAUUUAUAUAGUAUGUCGAGAUGAAGGAGCCUCAACCUCAUAGAAAGGGAAAAGUCAGUCUCCACCGAAAGGGAAAGUCAAGAAUAGAUCGUCUAUUGUGCUAAGUAUCUGUAACUGAAAAUACUACUAGCAUAAUUAAUUUUUCUAACUUGCAAGCGAAUCCGGCAUUUACCUUGUGGCGCAGACCGUGCUUCGGUUCUUGGUCGAUGUCAUGCAGGUGCGCUAUGAACACAUAGUAUUGAUGGGACGUAGUAUAGGCUCUGGACCAGCCUGUUUUCUCGCUUCGCGGUUUCCUGUUGUUAAGGGCAACGUGCCAGCUGUAGAAUAGAUACACAUACAUUAUAUCAAAACAUAAAUAGUGAUGACUGACGUGAAUUUCGAAAGACAAGCUUUUGAAAGCAAGUAAACAAAAACUACCUCUCGUCCUUCCUCGUCUACUUAGUUCUAACACCCGCGGCCUUCUGCUAGUCUGCCCUUUUUUCUCUCUCCGUCACGCAGUCCAUAGUGUUGCAGGGAGGUUUAUUUCUGCGUUUUUCCGAGAGCGCUUCGACAACAGUGUGGCUAUGCGAAACGUGAAGUGUCCGACACUGUUUAUCCAUGGCGCGAAAGACCGCCUAUUACCUGCUGAACACUCGUUAGAAUUGUUCCACCAGUGCAGAGCGGAGAGAAAGAAGUUGCAUGUUUUUAUGGUAAAGGUGUCAAGUGUGAUGUUUCGUGACGGAGCAGCAAGUAUAACUGCCAAGAAUUAGAUACUAGUGAGUAACAAGCAGUAGAUGGGGACACAGUGACAGGGCAAAUUAGAGAACUCCUAUCGUCUUGCCCCUUCAUCUCUAAUACCCGCGAGCAUAUGGAGCACAACAGCCAUCUUUUCGUGGACGGCGAUUUUUUUGCCGUACCUUGCAUCAGCUUCUUCGGAUUUCCGGGAUACAGUACUGGCCGUUCCGUAUCGAUACCUGAUGAGUAUCUCGCGUCAAACUUUGUUUCGGUCAAUUAGGGUUUGAUGUGAAAUCCAAAUCGAAUUAGGUGCCAAGCAGUAUCCAACAUGGUCUUCUUGUUCAUUUAGAGAAAAGAUAUUGUCCGAUUUACAAAUCAUUUAGAAGC
Molecule: messenger RNA, 2176 nt
Organism: Amoebophrya sp. A25
Lineage: Eukaryota; Dinophyceae; Syndiniales; Amoebophryaceae
Source: the annotation of a GenBank genome assembly